Solanum dulcamara is the source of this 1659-nucleotide messenger RNA. RefSeq names its product cytochrome P450 736A117-like. Gene Ontology annotation, molecular function: oxidoreductase activity, acting on paired donors, with incorporation or reduction of molecular oxygen; monooxygenase activity; heme binding. The transcript is spliced from 2 exons. The record is from RefSeq and is a predicted model, not a curated record. Bases 67 to 1617 code for a protein of 516 amino acids. Lineage: Eukaryota; Viridiplantae; Streptophyta; Magnoliopsida; Solanales; Solanaceae.
AAACUUAAAUCUCAAUUCUCCUUAUGUCCUUUUGUUGUAUGUUUUGAAACCAAAUACACAGAUAAUAUGUUCAACUCCUUACAAUGGCUAGAAAAUUGUACCUAUUUGUCUUAUGUUUUUGCCCUUCCAGUACUCAUUUCCUUCCUUGUUAUGAGUCUCUUCAUGACUAAAUCUAAAACCAAAAAAAAUCAUCCCCCUUCACCCCUAAAAUUACCAUUAAUUGGUCAUAUGCACAAACUAGGCUUGUUUCCUCACCAUUCUCUACACAAAUUAGCUCAACAAUAUGGACCUUUGAUGUUCCUUAAACUCGGUAGCGUAAAUACUCUUGUUGUUUCCUCAGCUGAGGCAGCUUCCGAAAUCAUGAAAACACAUGACCUUAUCUUCUGCGACAGGCCUAAAUCCAACGUCAACAAGAAACUUUUAUACGACUUUAAGGAUGUCUCUGUCGCGCCUUAUGGUGAUUACUGGAGACAAAUGCGAAGUAUAUGUGUACUUCAAUUGCUUAGCAACAAAAUGGUUCAUUCUUUUCGUGUUGUGAGGGAAGAAGAGACCGCCUUGUUAGUCAAGAAAAUUGAGGAGAGAUCACCAGAGGCAGUGAAUUUGAGUGAAUUGUUUAUGACACUUACAAAUGAUAUUGUGAGUAGAUCAGCUUUUGGGAGGAAAUAUAGUGGAGGGGAGAGUGGAGAGAAGUUUAGGAAAUUGAUGAAGGAGUUUGUGGGAAUAUUAGGUGGAUUUGAUUUUGGGACUUUUUUACCCUCACUUGCAUGGAUUGAUAGAGUAAGUGGUUUAGAAGCAAAAGUAGAGAGAAUUGCCAAGGAGAUGGAUGAGUUUCUUGAAGGAGUAGUGGAAGAACAUUUAGAUAGUCAUAAAAGAGUGAAGGAAUUGUUGGGGGAAAAAGUGGAAAAUGAAAACAGAGAGGACUUUGUUGAUGUUUUGCUUGGGAUUUACAAGCAAAACAGGGUGGAUGGCUUUGCUAUUGAUAGAGAUGGCAUCAAAGCUCUCAUUCUGGACAUAUUUGCGGGUGGAACAGAUACAACUUACACUGUGUUGGAAUGGGCCAUGACAGAGCUUCUAAGGCACCCUGGAGCCAUGAACAAACUCCAAAACGAAGCGAGGGAAAUAACUAAAGCAAAAAAUGGAAUAGUAUCUGAGGAUGACUUGGACAAAAUGCAUUAUUUGAAAGCAGUGAUUAAGGAAACCUUGCGAUUACAUCCUCCGAUUCCUCUGUUAGUUCCACGACAAGCUAGACAAGAUGUUAAGGUAAUGGGGUACGACGUUGCUGCUGGUACAAUGGUUAUAACGAAUGGUUGGGCAAUUGGAAGGGACCCUGAAAUUUGGGAUGAUGCAGAGGAGUUUAAGCCGGAGAGAUUUUUGAAUUCUUCCAUUGAUUUUAAAGGACAUGAUUUUGGAUUGAUACCUUUUGGUGCUGGAAGAAGAGGAUGUCCUGGAAUUUCUUUUGCAAUGGCUACUAAUGAGCUUGUACUAGUAAAUGUUGUGAGGGAAUUUGAUUGGGAAUUGCCAAAUGGAGCAAAGGGGGAUGAUUUAGAUAUGACAGAAUGCACUGGCUUAACUAUUCACAGGAAAGUUCCUCUGUUUGCUGUUGCAACUUCAAACUAACUCCUAAUUUUUUGCUUUUUCAUUCACACCUUUUUGGAUGGU